Messenger RNA from Ochotona curzoniae (black-lipped pika), 2204 nucleotides. RefSeq names its product Kruppel like factor 16 (gene KLF16). Gene Ontology annotation, biological process: regulation of transcription by RNA polymerase II. Bases 48 to 857 code for a protein of 269 amino acids. The record is from RefSeq and is a predicted model, not a curated record. NCBI's taxonomy places the organism in Eukaryota, Metazoa, Chordata, Mammalia, Lagomorpha, Ochotonidae. The transcript is spliced from 2 exons. Gene Ontology annotation, molecular function: DNA-binding transcription factor activity, RNA polymerase II-specific; RNA polymerase II cis-regulatory region sequence-specific DNA binding.
GGCACCGCUCUCCUCUCCUCCACCGGCCCGCGCGCCCUUAGCCCGGCAUGUCGGCUGCCGUGGCGUGCGUGGAUUACUUCGCCGCCGACGUGCUCAUGGCCAUCUCUUCGGGCGCCGUGGUGCACCGCGGGCGGCCCGGCCCCGAGGGCGCGGGCCCCACCGCUGGCCUGGAGGUGCGUGCCGCACGCCGCGAGGCCGCCCCGCCCGGGGCCCCGGCGGCGCCCCCACCUCCGCCGGCUCCCACCUCGCUGAACCUCGGCUCGGGCUCCGGGGCCCCGGCAGCCGCCGCGCCCCACCUGCUGGCCGCCAGCAUCUUGGCCGACCUGCGCGGCGGGCCCUCGGUCGCCCCGGGGGGCGCCUCUCCCGCCUCCUCCUCUUCCACCGCCUCGUCUCCCGGCUCUGGCCGCGCCCCCGGCGCUGCACCCGCCACCGCCUCCUCCUCCUCCUCCUCGUCCUCCGCCGCCGCCGCCAAGAGCCACCGCUGCCCCUUCCCGGGUUGCGCCAAAGCCUAUUACAAGUCUUCGCACCUCAAGUCGCACCUGCGGACACACACAGGUGAACGCCCCUUUGCCUGCGACUGGCCAGGCUGUCAGAAGAAGUUUGCACGCUCCGACGAGCUGGCCCGCCAUCAUCGGACGCACACCGGUGAGAAGCGAUUUCCCUGCCCGCUGUGCAGCAAGCGCUUCACUCGCAGUGACCAUCUGACCAAGCACGCACGGCGACAUCCCGGCUUCCGUCCGGAGAUGCUCCGGCGUCCCGGCACCCGAGGCGGCUCGCGCGGUGGCUCGCCCAACGACUCGCUGGCCGGCAGCCCCGCGCCCAGCCCUGCGCCCAGCCCGGCUCCUGCAGGCCUGUAGAGGGCCCGUGCUUCCGUGUGCCCAUCCCCACCCCACCCGGCUGCUGGGGCGCCUCCACUUGGACCACCAGCAACGUGAGGACACACACACACAAGCCUGUGUCCAGGGCCAGGCGGGGACACUGCGGACACCCCUGCCCGCCUGGAGCAAGCCAGGCAGGGGGCCCUGUCCAGGUGACAGGGGAUGGCCAGCCCGGCCUGCCCAGGGCGCGGGCAGCUGUCUGCGCAAAGCCACAACUGUUCACUUCACUCCACCCUGUGAACAUGGAGCCCUGGUGGGCAACCCUGUCCCGCCCUCCCCCUGCCGUCCCUCCCCCUCUAACCCCCCACUAAAAGCCAUUGUGUAUGUUCAGGGAAAUUAGGGGCGGGGCGCAGCCUGGACAGCCGUCCCCCCCAUCUCAGGUGUCCCUAGGUUCUGCUCACGGGAGGGGCCGCCUGGCACCCCCAGUGCUCCGGGCGGGGCUGGGCAGCUGCUAGGAUUUCUAGAAGGAUCCGGGUCCCAGUUUUCUGAGACUGUGGGAAAGAGACGGGGGGAUGAGAAACAAGUUCAUCCAAAGAGUGUGGCAGGGGAGGGGUGGGGGCGGCCUGCCGUGCCCACUCCCUCGCUGGAUUGCCCCCCCCCCUCGACUUUGGCCUUGUGGAAUUGUGUGACAAUCAGGGGAAGCCCAGGGGCUCCGGGCGACUGGGAGAGUUCGUGGGUGUGUCUUCUUUUUGUGGGGCGGGUAGAGUAUUUUUUCAGGCAUCAAUCCUUUUUUAUCCCCCGGGGGGGGGGUGUCUCACCAACCUCACAGGGGCUGCCUGAGGUCCCGGCCAUGGACUUGGGGGUGAGAACUUUGGGGACCCGCGAUGGUUCUGCGUGCAUACCCACAGUAGGGUACUGGUGUGUGGGAAGACGGGCGGGGGCCAGACAGACUCCCCGUCCCAUACACACCCACCCUGGGGGCGAGGCGGGAGCAGCAUUAGAGCACAACUGUUGGAGCUGGCCGGGCUGGCAGUGUCCACGGGGGACUCCCCUGGGUCCCCCUUCUUUGGCAGCCCCAGUGAGAUGCCUUAGUUCCUGGGCGUGGGCGUACGCCAGCGGGGGGCCCUGGUUUCCUUUGCAGGGUGCUCUGGCGGCACCGGGUAUAGGGCACUGCAGGGGCCAGGGUUCCCCUGUCCACAAGCCUGGACACACGUGCGCUCGUGCCGCCCCCUGGGACCUCGCUGCAGCCAUGAAGCAGUGGGCAGGGAGGGAAGGGGUUCCCCAUGAGGGGCUUGUGUUUUCUGUGGGUGCAGCCCCUCCCCCACCCCGCUUGCCCUUACCAUUGUAUUUAAUUAAUAAAGCCCUUUUUUUUUUUUUUGUAAACUC